This is a messenger RNA of Schistosoma spindalis, 1662 nucleotides long. The record is from the annotation of a GenBank genome assembly. NCBI's taxonomy places the organism in Eukaryota, Metazoa, Platyhelminthes, Trematoda, Strigeidida, Schistosomatidae.
GCUGGAACCUGGUUGUUGCUGAUAGUAUCCGGCCAACGGACAUUCAAUAUCUUGCGUAGCCAACUAUUUGCAAAUACUUGUAACUUAUUGAUGAUGUUUGUGGUAGUUCUCCAUACAGUAGAACUGUCUUGACGUCCGUAUUGAAGAUUCUGACUUAUUUUGGUUGACAAUCGUUUUAAAUUCUAUAUGUUCUUCAACUGUAGGACUGCUGUUUUUGCUUUUCCAAUCCUCGCCUUUACGUCUUCAUCAGAUCUUCCUUGUUAAUCGAUGAUGCUAACGAGGUGCGUGAAACUUUCCACCUGUUCCAGAGUUCUUCUAUCGAAUUUGAUUGUGUUGAUGUUCUCCGUGUUGUAUUUGAGUUUGUUGCUUUUUCCCUUGUGUAUGUUGAGGCUGCUACUGCACUGAUAUAUAGUUAUGAUGUCACAUAAUCGGUUAUUUAUAAAAUGAAAAAUUUGUACUUACUAAUUCUGUAUUCAUGGUCAUUUUGAUUGAAUAUAUAAAACAGUAAGCGUAAAGAAAGAGGAAAAUAAAUUUCUGUUGUCUACCCUGUCAAAAAUUUACUGUUUAAUUAGAUAUUAGUUAUGUUAAAUAAAUUUUAAUUCUCAAAGCACGUUACACUGCACCAGUCAAAUUUAAAGGUCUAUAAUGCGAUGGUUUUCUAAAAAUUCUGGUUCACAACGCGCUUUAGUAGAGAAUAAGCUGAAAAUAAAGAAAAAACCGUUACUGUGGUCGCUUUUAUGCACAACGAAGCGGUCAAGUUUAACUUUUAAGCGUCCCUUUCGAGAGAGUGUCGAUACUCAAAAGUCAAGGUGGGUUCAGCAACGUCGAAAGUCAAGAAUAUCUAGUAACUUUGACACUAAUCUUUUGUCGUCUCUUGAGUCUCUAUCAAGUGAAUCAGGAAAUUAUAUAGAAACAUUUAAACGGGACGAUCCAAUUGCUCCUACUUUAGAACAAUGUUCUAAUGAAUUACCUAUAGCUUAUUGUCCAAAUUGUCACACAAAUGUAGUUCCAGUAUAUCAAAAGGUUAUCUAUUCAAAUCAUGCGAUUAUGGAUAAUAAGGUUUCAGGAAGUGAAAUGCUUGAAAUAUCUAACGAAUAUACUGUCUACGAAUCUGUCUAUAAAAAUAGUCUACUUUCUACUGAUACUAAUAUGGAUUGCGAGUUAAUUGAGCGCAAAGAAUUUCAACCAGUUGACAAGUUACAAUUACCUUUGUAUUUCUUGCCAAUGGAACCGUUAGCUUUCAGUACUAUCGAUCGUAAAGUUAUUGCUUUCGAUGACUGUAAAACAGUGUACGACGAAGUUGCUUCCGAAAAUGAAGAAGAUUCAUCUUCAGGGCAGUAUGAUUCACUACACUUUGUAAUGAUGAAACAAAACACCAAACCUUAUCGUAAGCGUAGCGCUUACCCUCAACCAGAUUCAUAUCAACAGAUGAAGCGGAUGAGACGAGAGGUGUUCGUUUGUGAGGAAUAAAUGUAAUCUUGUCAAAGUAAAACUACAUAUUUUAUAGUAAUUGGUGGCAGCAUUUAUGUUUAAAAACACCUUCGGCAUUUUCAAACUCGUCAAAAGUCACUAAAUUUUUGUUAUUUUGGUGUUUGUUAUUAUCAUUUUUAUAUGGUUGGCAUUGCUUCUUAAGUAGUAAUAACAUUCCGGUUUUAUAAACUA